AUGAAAGAAAAUUAUCGUUCGAGACGAGAACGUUUACCUCGUCGAAAACAUCAAUUAACUAAAUCUACAAUCAGUGACGAUGAUGAUGAUGAUUCGGAAUUCGAACAUCAAACAUUUCAACAAAAAGCACUUGUACGAAGUAAUAAAAAUACUAAUCGAAUGUCUACUACUGUAUUCAAUCCAAUUUCAAUUGUACCAGUUGAAGAAAAACAACAUCAUCAUCAUCAAACAUUACAUAUAUCAUCAGAUCAAUCGUCUUUAUUUCUUUAUUCUAUUAACAGUAUACAAAAACAAACUGCUAUUUCCGAUGACCUUACACCAUUGACAGUCACAACAACAAAUACAACUCCACUUACAGCGUUGACUUGUAGUAAUACAAAGCAAAUAGAAACAGUUAAAAUUGAUUUAACUGAAUUAAGUAGUACAGAUACAUUUAAUAGUUCUUCGAUAAAUAGUAAUCAUGAUCAAUCAUUAUCACUUAAUCGAAAAAUAUCAUUACCAAAUUUAAAUAAUAAAAUGAAAAAUUUCAAAGAUUUAACUCAAGCAUAUGAUACAGAUACAAGUAUGAGAUCUAUUACAUUUUCAAAGAAUAUUUCAUUAGAAGAAGAAUUAUCAUAUCAAAAACAUGCAUCAUGUUUUACUAUUCCUAAUAUAGAAAAUCGAGAUAUGAUAACAGUAACAUCAUCAUCAAGAAUGCAAGAUAUAUCAUUACCAACAACUAUCAAUACUAAUCUAAAUAUCUGUCAACAUACAUUUGUUAAAUGGAAUCCAUCUCGAUGGAAUUUACAAAAUAUGACAAGUAAAUUUAAACUUAUGAUUGGUUGUUCAUCUUUAAGUUUAAUUGCUGGAAUCAUAAUACUUGUCAUCAUUUUAUAA
This is a messenger RNA of Adineta steineri, 876 nucleotides long. NCBI's taxonomy places the organism in Eukaryota, Metazoa, Rotifera, Eurotatoria, Adinetida, Adinetidae. The record is from the annotation of a GenBank genome assembly.